Molecule: messenger RNA, 633 nt
Organism: Trachemys scripta elegans
Lineage: Eukaryota; Metazoa; Chordata; Testudines; Emydidae
Product: olfactory receptor 52R1-like
Exons: 2
Coding region: 1-633 (210 amino acids)
Biological process (GO): G protein-coupled receptor signaling pathway
Cellular component (GO): membrane
Molecular function (GO): olfactory receptor activity
Source: RefSeq, a predicted model, not a curated record
AUGGCCACAAAGAUCCCAAACUCCACUGCUGAGAAGCAGUGGAUGAUGUACAUGGCCUUAAAUCGCUACAUGGCCAUCUGUGAUCCCCUGAGACAUUCCACCAUCCUGACAAACGCUGUCGUAGCCAAGAUCGGCCUUGCGGUUUUGUUGCGCAGUGGCAUUCUCAUGCUGCCUCAUCCGUUCCUGGCAAGGCAGUGGCCAUAUUGCAGAACCAACAUCAUUCCCCACUUGUACUGCCAGCAUAUAGCAGUGGUGAAUUUGGCUUGUGCCGACAUCCAUGUCAGUAGUUACUACAGCCUCUCUGUGGCACUUUCUGUGACCGGUCUCGAUGUGUUUUUUAUCACCAUGUCCUAUAUUCAGAUCCUCAGGGCCAUUUUCAGCCUCCCGACAAAGGAUGCCCACCUCAAGACUUUUCAGACCUGUGCCUCCCACCUCUGUGUCAUUUUAGCAUCUUACAUCCCAGCUCUCUUCUCCUACGUCACACUUCGGUUUGGCCAAAAUGUCGCCCUGCAUUUCCAUGUUCUCGUGGCCAACAUGUACCUCCUGGUGCCCCCCAUGCUAAACCCCAUCAUCUAUGGGACUGAGCUCCGUGCAGAGCCGACUGGUGAUGUGGUGCUGGGACCCCUUCCCUGA